This is a messenger RNA of Colletotrichum spaethianum, 180 nucleotides long. RefSeq lists its product as uncharacterized. The record is from RefSeq and is a predicted model, not a curated record. Lineage: Eukaryota; Fungi; Ascomycota; Sordariomycetes; Glomerellales; Glomerellaceae. Bases 1 to 180 code for a protein of 59 amino acids. The transcript has a single exon.
AUGGCGGCGGUACUGCGGUGCCAACAGCAGGACCAGGGUUGGGCGCUUAGCUGUCGUGAAGAAGAAAGAAAGGACGCCCGUAAGCGGUGCAUGGGCCUCAAGGAGAAACGAGAGCGUGGAAAGACGUGGGAGAUCCACAAGGACAAGACAAGACACGCCGGCGGGGUUGAAACGGGGUGA